CAUACAGUUCCCUGACGACGGAACAUGGCGGUGGACGAGUCUACCUGGUUAGUUAUCAACAACUGUCAACCAUUGAAGGUCGGAACAGAAGUGCAACACGUUAUACGUAGAACUAAAGUGCAACACUUCUGAGAAACAGUAGACAGUACUAUGGAUGAACCUGCUUGAACUAUCUAAGGAGAUAUAAGACAGAAUAGAGACUGUCAUUGGCUGUGUUAUACUAGAACUUGAUUGAGCAGUGACAUUUCAUAUUGCAUUGUUCGUCUGAUGACGAGAUAUGCCACUCCGAUCAAUCCCUGAAACCAAAGCUAGUAGUCUGUCAUUAGCAAUACUGAGCAUGUCUUCCAAGAAGUGAGGUGCACAUCAUGAGUGAAUCAGUGGCCAAGAUUUUGAGGGAGCGGGAACGUCGGCCCGGACAGCGAGAAGGCGAAACGACGGGUCAGUUCCUGUGGCGAGUACUGCGGGAGUCCAUCCGUAAGACCACACGGGAGGUGGCCCGGGCUGACGCAGCCGAAGUCCACAUUGGACAUGGAGUGCAUCACUUGCGUAAGAUCAACCAUACGGAGCCUCUGAUGGAUGUGAUGUACAACACAGAAACAGAGGAAUACUUGACUCUAGACUGCCAUGGUAUCAACCUAUUUCGUAAGGAUGGACGGAGCAAAGAUCAAAUCGAGCCAGAGGAACCGAUUGAGAAGCUUGCAUAUGCAGCCGAGGUCAAGCGUUAUGUUGGCUGGACAACUGGUGAAGAGUACCUCAAGAUGUUCAGCAGGGACUUCGACUUGAUUUCGGAGGCCAAGGCACCACACAAGAUUUGCUGUGCAUUGUACAACGAGCAGCAGAAUGAGAUAGUCACUGCAGGGCAGGCUUCCAUAAUGUCUUGGUGUUUCCGCUACGGGGCUAAACACCUCAUCCCCAAAAAAUCCAUCGACCCUACGGGACUGACGCCAGAGGACAUCUUCACCAUGAUAGCCCUGGAGAAGACGGCCAGUCGAGCCCAGCGCUGCUUUGCCGUCCACGAUGCCGGGGUGGCGAUCUUCAAUCUAUAUGAGGGACGGCUCCUGUCAUAUAAAAAGAACCUCCAUGUUAGGAACAUCACAAGCUUGCUGUUCUUCAACCCUUUGAAGCAUCUAAUCACCGGUGCCCGGGAUGGUUCCAUCAAGGUCUGGGACGACUCCUGGCACCUGUUGUUGGUGUUUGUGGGGCACGGUGCAUCCGUGACUGCCCUCUGUGCCUACCCCUACGGUCCCUACAUCGUCUCGGCGUCCCACGAUUGUACCCUGCGAGUGUGGAGCUUGGAAACUUGUGAUGAAGUGGACAUGAUUGAAACUGAUGAGCCAGUGGAAGGACUCGGAACGGUGCUACAAAAGGAUAACAUCUACUCCUAUUCCUUGACAACUGUAGACCUAUGGCGGCUGCGACAUGUCCAUAAUCUCUUCACAGCAGUGGGGAGUAAAGUGUCAAAAAUAACAACCACAGAUCAUCCAAAUAUGCCGACAAGAGCCGUGUGCGUCAGUAGAGAUAGCAGUGUUCGGAUCGUUACGCCCGGCUCCGGUGAUGUACUGACAUCGUUCCUUGCUUCCACCACGCAAGGCAUCCUGGAUGCAGCUUACGCGGCUGCCGAGAAUAUUUUGUUUGUCGUCUGUAAGACCGGCGACAUCAUCAAAGCGGACACUACAAAGAACCCAGCCAAGGUUCUUCGAGUCUGGAAACAUGACAGCCACAGCGAGAAGGAGUUCCUGAACACCAUUGCCCUGUACGAAUAUGUCAUCGAGCCCACGCAGACCCCCGAGUCGCGCUGGAGUCGGAACAAAUCCAGGAAUCGAACCUUGCUGAUCGGGGGGCGUAGAGACGGCAACGUAGCCGUACUGCACUGGAACACAAUGGAAGUGGUUUUCAAAGCUGAUGCUCAUGGCUUCAAGGGAGUGCUUGGGCUGAAGGCUAGCCCCAAGAAUGACCUCCUGAUAUCGACAGGGUUAGACUAUGGCAUGCUGUACAAUGAUAAUGUCAUCAAGGUCUGGCGAGUCUUCCCAUUCGCCGAGGAAUCCCUGGCUCCCCUGAUGUCAUUCUACUGUGCCCACACCCCCCUGCACAUGUCCGUCAUGCGGACCACGCUGUGCGUGGCGUUCCAGGAUGAAUCGUCGGCCACCUACAGCAUAGUGCACUACAACCUCCAGAACAAACAGAGGAAUGAUCACAGUCCGGAUCAAGACCACAUUGACAACAUCACAGGCCUCGCCUGCAAUCCACGCAUGGGAGUCUUUGCCUCCUCUAGCACUGACGGAACCAUCAAGAUCUGGGACGAGGACAACAAAUUGAUCAAAUCAAUUAAACUCAACGCUGAAGCGCUCAGCCUGAGCUUCUGUAGUCAGAAGGGCGACCUGUUAGUCGGAAUUGGAAACCACAUCCACCGAAUAGAUCAUGCUAGUUAUAUGCCAAGAAUGUACUUGAGGAAGAUGGUUUCCAUGGUGUUUCCUGAGAUCCCCUCAGAGACGCCCAUCCCGCUGGAUACGGACAAGGUCCGAGCGAUGUCGCCACUAAGCAACAAAAGACUUAGGGCUGCACAUUCUUCUGUUUUUAAGUUUGACCAUUUUGUGGAUGUGCUGACCGAGGAGGAAACAGAAGAAAUAACAAAGGAAAAGAAACUGAAGGAAGCUGCCUUUACGUUGCUGGAUGCCAGAGAAGGUGAACUCCGUAAGCUCCGCGACGGCACCUUUGAUGAGCUUCCAAAGAAGAAAGCGACCAUCCCAGCUACCAAAAUCAAGAGAGAAGCUUUCCGCCAGUACUGGAACAUAGUCCAUCUGGAGACAGAGCACGAGAAGAUUUCGGAUGAGGACAACUUCAACCCAGAUGCUGGGGAUGACGACGAGGAGUCCGAAGCGUCAUGGAAACCAGAGAGGGAGCCCUCCGGGUUCUUCCCGCACCCCUCGACGGUCCGCCGUCCCCCGAAACCGUCAGAGCUGCCACGAGUCUUUGAGACGCAGCUGAGGGAAGAAGAUUAUGAGGAUGGAAUCCGGGCGACCGUGGAACGUAUCGAGGCGCAGAAGCCGGUACCCCAACCCCCACGCUUACCCAUCAACCCUUCAGGGUUCAUUCCCAACUCUGUCUUAAUCCGUCUUCUCUGGCCUCCGGAGGAGACGGAGAAGAUGAAGGAGAAGUACAAACCGCCGACGUUGAGUGAUGACCAGCUGGCUCAGAUUGCCUCAAGGAGAAGGCCCAAGUCAAUGGACAGCCCAGAGCGGGUCAUAGUUUGGAGUGAUGAGGAGGAGGAGAAAGAAAGGACACCCAUCCUCACUCCAGAGCCAGAAGACACAGGCACACCCAAGGCUUCCCUCUUGGACAAGUUCAACAUUGACAUCGCCCCGACGCCUAAAGACAUCCCAGAUCAGGAGCAAACUCCCACCCCACCUCAUACCCCGACCCCAGAGCCCAAGCCCGAGACCCCCAAAGAGACACCCAAGCCGCCCCCAAAGCCCAAGGUGCAGAAGCUGCCUAAGCCGGUAGUGAAGGUCGUGCCACCCAAGCCUGCCACGCCCAGUCCACCCCCACCUCCUACGCCCUCACCCCCUAGGCCCCCCACGCCCCUGCCUUCAUUCAUCUCGCAGUUCAAAGGAGCAGACUGGUUUGAGGAGUACUUCCCAAAUGCAACCAACAAGACAUUCCCUAAACCCUGGACGGUCACCGCCUUCGUCACCAUGCUCCUCCGCCUGCUCAAAAUCGCAGACUACGCCAUGAAGACGCCCAUCUUGGAAGCCAUCAUCAUGCUGCACCAGCAGGACUCGCUGGCCACCACCAAGGUGGUGGUAGACACGUUGAUGGGGGUUCUGAACAAGAGCAGCCCUCCGACUUGCCAGGAUGAGGACGAAAAGGGAUUCAUCCUGAUGGCCUUGAAGGCCUUGCAGGCCAUGAGCAAUCCAGACACCGAAAUGAUCGUGGAGCUCAUUGUUCAAUUCCUGGAGGGCGAUAAAGAAGUCAGGGAGUUGGUGCAUGACAUCUUCCUGGUGCUAGGCCUUCAGGACAUGCACAAUUACUUCUUCAAGGAGUUAGACAGCUGGGAUGUUUGGAGUGUGGAUGAGGAAAAUCGAAAGAAGGAGCUGAAUGCGAUGGCCAGGCGCUGGUUGGAGAAGUGGCUCACACUCUUCAAGAGUCACCUGCGCAAGACAAUCGAACAGCUCAAGAAAGGUAAAGUGGCUGGCAACAUCCAGCGUCGCCAAGCAACCAAGGUCACUCCACCGUCUGAGUCACCGACCAAGGGAAUUCUGAAGAACAAGGGGGAUCAGGGGGAUGGCUCCAAGCCAACUUCCUCAAAGUCCGAGACUCGAUCAGAGUUCUCCCAUGGCAACAGUGACUCACCAGUAACUGAGAGCUUCUUGCAGUCACAGCAAUUAACAGUCACCUUUGACAUGCCCCCUGACCUCAGUACCGUGGAGAACGCCCAGCCCAUGGAGGCCAUCAACUACUUCGUGGAGAUGGAACUGGAGAAAUACAUGGAGAGGAUGCGGCUGGCCGCAGCACGAGAGCAAGCAAAUAAGGAGGAACCAGAAGAUAAGAGGAACACCGUGCUGGUACUACCUAAGAUAAGAAGGAUGAAGAAGAAAAAGCGAACACCAGAGAGAAUCAGGAAAAGUAAACCAAGCCUGGUGCGUCUAGGCGAAACUCACACCAGUCACUGCAGACCGCACAGAGAGACAACCUAUGAAGCUGAUCUGCAUCUUCCGCCCAUUGCCUCAGCCCGACGAUUCGACGUCGAUGGCCUGUACAACUUCACCACCAAGGUGGACCUUCCCAUGAAGACCCUGUAUAUGAACCCGUUUCCUAGCCCCAUCGAUGCCUACGAACAGCUCCACCAACCCAUCCUCCUGACACUGAAGUCAGCCCAGAAGUACUUCAUCCCGGGACAGUCCAUCGUCAGGGAGGAAAACUUCAGGUGAUGUCCUUGACGUCAGUUCAAGGAUUAGGCACACCCAUCGAAACCUGUGAUUUUCUUUGAGAACAAAGUGAAUAGGAUUUGGGUGAGGAAAGACUGGAAACUAUUUUUAAAAACGUUAAUAAACAAUACUUUAGCACUGAUAGUUUGGAGGCGGGAAAGGUAUAUUUCACUCACCAAACAGUUCCUCGUUCCAUUAAAUCAAUCCACUAAAAAACAGCCCAAAACUGACUUUCAGAAAGUUUGAUCAAAAAUCACGUACGCUGAUGGUAUGACCUAGGUUUGAAAAGAAAACUGCCCUAUUCCGUGCCUUCUUGGAAACAAUAGUAUGUGAGAAGUCACGUCAUUUGUCUUUUUUUCACUCUGUAUUGUAUAUGCUAAGAAAUGUCAAAAGCCAUGUUAAUACUGAGCAAAAAGUGGUUCGUCCUAUAAUUGAAAAUGAAACAAAGCAAUAAGCUUCGAUUAAGAUUUUGAUGAUCUUUCCAAAAAAAUGUAAAACCGCUUGGAAAGAAAUAAAAAUGUUCUUCAGGUGUGGGAGAAAAUUUUGGAUUAAUAACUAAAUUCUUAUUAAUGAAUAAAGUCUUAGUAAAAUUUGCUGGAAUCAAGAGUAAUUUUUUGUGUGAGAUGGGAGGCUAUGUUAAGAUAUUUUUAGAGAUCAACCUACCUCCACAAACUUAUAAAACCUGAAGUUUACCUGUUACAGUUCAUAUUUAAAGUGCUUUAAUGAAAGGGAUAUUUUUGAACAAAUCUCAUCGAUUUAUAUUCAUCAGGAUGAAGCAGAUCAAUAAGUUAGCCCUUCAGAUCUGUGGUGGGCGCUUUAUUCUGUAAAUAAACGUGAGAGUUAUAAGAUAUACUAGCAAAGUGGAACAAAUGAAGAACUUCUGCUUUGAAGUCAACUUCCAUGCUCUAUGUAUUGUGCAGAGCAAAAUAAAUCCGUCCAGCUUUUAAGGUGUGAAUAACUUGAUUAAAACCUUUCCAACAGGCUCUGUAUUGUGUAUUUAUAUUGUAUGUGCAGUUUUAAUUUUGCGCAAAAUUGUUAAACUCGCAUCCUGCAUUUGUACAGCAUCAGUUGUUGCUGUGAAUAAAUAACUUGUAUGAAUAAAGCAA
Molecule: messenger RNA, 6031 nt
Organism: Acanthaster planci (crown-of-thorns starfish)
Lineage: Eukaryota; Metazoa; Echinodermata; Asteroidea; Valvatida; Acanthasteridae
Product: WD repeat-containing protein 97-like
Molecular function (GO): protein binding
Source: RefSeq, a predicted model, not a curated record